UAGUUUUAUGAUCUUUGUUUACCAAUCAUAAUAUAUAAUAUUAGUAUAAAAACUAUGACAAAAAAGGAGCAUAGUAAUUUAAAUGCAUGGAAACCGUUAAAAUUGGAAGGUUCUCUACUUUUGACUGAUGUCGAUGGUUUAAUUGGUAUUGAAGAAUUAACUGAUUACCAAUUGCAAACGGAAAAUAACACAACGGAAAUUUUAAUUUGUGAUGGAGAAAAAAAUAGCGAAAAAACUAAGGCACUUUCGAAGCGUAAAAGUUCCAGCAAAUGGAAAGAAAGUGAUAUUACUGAGCCAUUAUUGAAAAAGGCAAAUAUAAAAAAAUGUAAUGAAAAGAACUCUAAAGUAACAUGUAAGGAGAAAGUACAAACAAAUUUGUCCUCUAAAAAUAAUUUAGAUAUUAAUUCUAAUAAUAAAAACCAGCAACAUGAUGAAAGUAAUGUAUAUGACAUUUAUGAUCAACAAUGGAGUGCCUUAGGUGUACCCACACCUAUAAUAAAAGCAUUAAGAGACCAACAGUUUCAUCAACCUACUCCUAUUCAAGCAUUAACUUUACCACCAGCAAUACUAGGUCGUAGAGAUAUCCUAGGUGCAGCUGAAACAGGUAGUGGGAAAACAUUAUCAUUUGGAAUUCCAAUUAUAAAUGGUAUUUUGGAACUAAAAAAUAAGCAAUCUAAUGUUAAAUCUGUGAAAGAAACAAAUAAAACUGUUGUAAACAAAGGUUGGAUUUGUUCAGAAAAUAAAGCAGUAGAUAAUGAUAACAGCUCAUCUGAAUCUGAUUAUGAAGAAGACAAUGACAAUGUUAAUGAAGAAAGUAUAGGUUGUAUACGUAUAAUUAAUAACAUAAAAAUCAAUGAAACAGAGCAUUAUACACAGAAGCCACUAUUUGCUCUAAUAUUAACACCAACUCGUGAAUUAGCUAUUCAGAUUAAAGAUCAUCUGAUUAAAGCAGCAAAAUAUACUGAUAUUAAAACAGCUGUGGUGUUAGGAGGAAUGGCUGCUGUCAAGCAAGAAAGAAUAUUAAGUAAAGGUCCUGAAAUUGUAAUUGCUACACCAGGUAGAUUAUGGGAGUUGAUACAGCAAGGUAAUCCACAUCUUAAUCAUAUAUUGUAAUGUAAAAGGUAUUUAGCUAUUGAUGAGACAGAUAGAAUGUUAGAGAAAGGACAUUUCCAGGAACUGCAACAAUUGUUGGAAAAAAUAAAUACGAAUACAAAAAUGGUAGAAGAAAGGCAAACAUUUGUAUUUUCUGCUACAUUGACUAUGGUGCACGACAUUCCAGAGUAUUUACAAAAGAAAAGAAAGAAGCAUGUUAAAAGCAAGAUAAAAAGGCUUACACCUGGUCAAAAGUUACAGAAAAUUAUGGACUUGGUGGGAAUAAAAAAUCCAAAAAUUGUUGAUGUUACAAAGGAAUCAGGUACCGCCAGUAAUUUAACGGAAUGUAGAAUAGCAUGUACAAUAGAUCACAAAGACUAUUAUCUUUAUUACUUUUUAAAAAGGCACACUGGUAGGACAUUGGUAUUUUGUAAUAGUAUCGGAUGCGUAAAACGCUUAGCUACUCUUUUUGGAAUACUCGAUUGCAAACCUUUACCGUUACAUGCUAGUAUGCAACAAAGACAACGGUUAAAAAAUCUUGAAAGGUUUCAGGCGGACGAUGAUGGAUUAUUAAUAGCUACAGAUGUAGCUGCAAGAGGUUUGGAUAUUCCCAAUGUUGAGCAUGUGAUACAUUAUCAAGUUCCCAGAACAAGUGAGAGUUACGUACACCGAAGUGGAAGAACAGCAAGAGCGCAAAAGGAAGGCAUAACAGUUCUUAUGAUGGAACCAUCUGAGAAACACUACUAUAGUAAAUUAUGUAAAACACUUGGUCGCACCGAAGAUUUACCUGAUUUUCCUGUAGUAGAUAGACUAUUAAUGACAGUUAAGGAAAGAAUUAAUAUUGCCCGCGAAAUUGAUAAAUUGGAAUUGAAAUGCCGUAGGGAUAAAUCCCAGAAGGGUUGGAUACGUAAAGCAGUCGAAGAUAUGGAUUUGGUUCUUGACGAGGAUGAAGAAGAUGAAGCAAUGGAAACAAAAGAAACAGCAGACUUAAAGCAUCAUUUAAAAAUAAAGAAACGUCAAUUGGCAUCCCUUAUGUCAAAACCGCUAUUUCCAAAAGGAUUUUCUGGAAAGUAUCCUGAUAUUAAUAUGGAUGUUGAGUUUAAAGAAGAUAACCAGAAAGCUGUUGAUAUAAUGAAAAAAAAUAUUUUACUCAAUUCGUAA
This is a messenger RNA of Habropoda laboriosa, 2253 nucleotides long. Its product is annotated as ATP-dependent RNA helicase DDX24. Gene Ontology annotation, molecular function: ATP binding; nucleic acid binding; RNA helicase activity. Gene Ontology annotation, cellular component: nucleolus. The record is from RefSeq and is a predicted model, not a curated record. NCBI's taxonomy places the organism in Eukaryota, Metazoa, Arthropoda, Insecta, Hymenoptera, Apidae.